Molecule: messenger RNA, 997 nt
Organism: Orbicella faveolata
Lineage: Eukaryota; Metazoa; Cnidaria; Anthozoa; Scleractinia; Merulinidae
Product: collagen triple helix repeat-containing protein 1-like
Source: RefSeq, a predicted model, not a curated record
AUGGCGCGGAGUGCAGUGGUCCAAUGCCAAUUGACGGACUUGUUUACAUCCGUGAAGGGAAUGACCUGGAGCCCCUCCGUGUCCGCCAUAUAUAUUCCUAAGGGAGGAGUGCGUGUGGGGAUCAACGUGGGAAACUGCGCACGUCACGAUAAUGCAGACGCGCAUUCUGGCUGGAAUUCAGUGUCCCGGAUUGUGGUGGAAGAAGUACCCGCUCCUCAGCCGAUCGAUCUGUGGACAAUGAAGACUCUUCUAUUGACUGUUUUCGCGUUAUUCACGUUAUUCGCCAAUAGCAGUUUAUUUGUUACGGCUAACUCAACUCAGAAGUCCUGCACAGUUGUUCAGGGCCCUUCUCCCGGCAUACCAGGCCCUUACGGUCGUGACGGCGCAAAGGGAGAACGAGGGGAGACUGGUCCCAAGGGAGAGCCGGGCUCCAAGGGAGAAGCUGGUGCCCAGGCCUUUUCAAAUUGGAAGCAAUGUGUUUGGAAACAUAGUGAUGACCGGGAUUUUGGAUUAAUUAAGGACUGCAAUUUUCAAAAGAAACACAAAGAUACUUCCCUACGCGUCUUCUACUCAAGCCCUCUUCGCAUCUACAACUGCAACAACUGUUGCAAGCGUUGGUUCUUUACCUUCAAUGGCGCUGAGUGCAGUGGACCAAUGCCAAUUGAUGGAAUUAUUUACAUAAAUAGAGCAAGUGGCGCAGAGCCACUACGAGUCCGCCAUAUUGAAGGGUACUGUCAGAACAUUCCUAAGGGAGGAGUGCGUGUGGGGAUCAACGUGGGAAACUGCGCAAGGCACGGUAAUGCAGACGCGUAUUCUGGCUGGAACUCAGUGUCUCGGAUUGUAGUAGAAGAAGUACCCGCUCCUCAGCAGUGAAAGCUAGAUUGAAAAGAAAUCAUUCAGAAGAACCAACAAGGAUUAAAAACUUUACCCAGUGAUAAUCCUCUACCUUGAGCCCCUGUAAUUGGUGAAUGAAAGGUCACAUUAAAACUUGAAAAAG